Dendrobium catenatum is the source of this 3442-nucleotide messenger RNA. RefSeq names its product DNA repair protein RAD5B. The transcript is spliced from 18 exons. Bases 18 to 3368 code for a protein of 1116 amino acids. The record is from RefSeq and is a predicted model, not a curated record. Gene Ontology annotation, molecular function: ATP binding; ATP-dependent chromatin remodeler activity; hydrolase activity, acting on acid anhydrides, in phosphorus-containing anhydrides. NCBI's taxonomy places the organism in Eukaryota, Viridiplantae, Streptophyta, Magnoliopsida, Asparagales, Orchidaceae.
UCUACGCUCUGCUGCUUAUGGGAUUUGAGACGCCACCCGAUCCUUCAAUUCUCCUCGCCGAUGAGAUCCGAAGUAUAAGAUUAGUUUUGGGGAAUGAGAUUCCAGUAGUCGAAAUCCUCCAAGCUCUCGCAAUGGCGGGAAACAACACUGAUCGCGCUAUCAACUUUCUUCUCGACGCCCCCAGGCCGGUGUACAAAUCCGAGCUGAUAAAGGAGAAGAAUGCUUCUGGUAGGCCGGAGUUCGAGCUCAAAGCCUUGAAGGAGGAAAGCAUUACUCAUGAGCUGGAGAAUGCUUUCAUUCAACCCUGCAGAGAAUCGGCUACGGUUGAUAUGGAAAAUAGGAUAAGGAAGGCAGAACCUGCUAUAGGUUCUUAUGAAGAUGCCAUCUUGGUGCCUGAUGAUAAAAUAAAUGAAGAGCCAGAUAGGGUUUCCGGGGUAAAGAAAGUGGAAGCCAUGGAUUUUGAUCAAUAUCAAGGCCCUGUGGAAAAGAAGGACACUUCAGAGGAAAGCUGUGACAAUUUCUCUAUGGUAACGACAGCCCACUAUUCUCCCCGUCUCAAUGCUCGACCAAUUAGGGCUUUUCCACCGAAGUCUCUAACAAAGCCUGUCUCAAAUCGGAGUACCCAAGUGCCAUCAAAUCCAGACCCGGCUGAAAUGGCAGAAUUUCCUGAAGAACCCUCAUGGUUUCUUGUUGCGAGGUCUUAUGUAACGGGUUUGGCGACUACCCGUGGAUCGGGAAAGCUGGAACCCAGUGAGAUUGUUUACUUCAACUUUCCAAAGAUUUCUGAUGGCAAGUUAUAUGGGAGACGGUGGGUUAGUUCAAAGGCCGCGGCCGCAACCUCUGAGAUUGUCCGCUUCUCAACAAAGCGGUCCGGCGAGCUAGGAAGACUUCCUCCCGAGUGGUCGCAAUGCCUCAUUCCCCUCGUGCAUUCUUCCAAGGUGAAAGUGCGUGGGCGAUGCGCUAUAGCACCUGAUGAACUUUGCUUGAUGAAAGAGAUUAUGUUAUAUGUCAGCUUUUAUAUUCACAGUUCUGUUUUUACUGAGGGUGAUAAAUCCUCUUGGAAGCUGGAAGCUACAACCCCUAAUUCUGCUCUGCAUCCUCUCCACAAUUUGUUCUUUCUACUGAAGAUGAAGCCAUUCAAGGAGGCUGAUUUCACACCAGAGGAGCUUGAUGGCCGCAAGAGAUCAUUAAACCUAGUAGAUCAAGAAUCUGAGCAAAUAGAGGGCCUGGCAAAGCGAAGGAAAGGGGAUACAACUUUUAUAGAACAAAGUAAUGAUGAGCAAGCAAUCUCCGAAGCAUCUCUCAAUAAGCUUGUUGGAACAGCAGAAAUGUACAACCUGCAGGAAGCUAAACCUCCAAGAACACUUCUUUCUAAUUUGUGGUCAUAUCAAAAGCAAGCCCUCUACUGGAUGUCUGAAUUAGAGAAAGGAAUUGAUGUUGAACAAGCAGCAAAAACACUUCAUCCUUGUUGGUCAGCAUAUAAAAUUUGUGAUAAGAGAGCUCCAGCAGUCUACUUAAAUGUAUUUUCUGGAGAAGUUACAACUCAAUUCCCAAGUGCUACACUGAUGGCUAGAGGAGGGAUUUUAGCUGAUGCAAUGGGACUUGGAAAGACUGUCAUGACGAUUGCGUUAAUCCUUGCAAAUCCAAGUAGGGCUGCACCUGAUGACGAAGAUACAGAUGUGGAAGCAUGGAAUGAAUCUGCGAGGAAUUUGAAUAAAGGUUCACCAAGCCUGAAGGGAGGCACACUUAUUGUUUGCCCAAUGGCAUUGUUGGGUCAGUGGAAGGAUGAAUUAGAGGCACAUUCAAAACCAGGUUCUAUUUCUGUUUUUGUUCACUAUGGUGGGGAAAAGUGCAGUGAUUUGCGAGAAAUUUCAAAGUAUCAUGUUGUCCUAACAACAUAUGGCGUCUUAACAUCAGCUUAUAAAACUGGGUCUGAAAAGAAGAGCAUCUUUCACAAUAUAAGAUGGUAUAGAGUUGUUCUAGAUGAAGCACACACUAUCAAGUGUUCAAAAUCUAAUGUGGCCCAAUCAGCCUUCGCAUUAACCUCACACUGUAGGUGGUGUCUUACUGGCACUCCACUUCAGAAUAGUUUGGCUGAUCUGUACAGUCUACUUUGCUUUUUACAUGUACAACCAUGGUGCAAUUGGUCUUGGUGGCAUAAGUUGAUUCAAAAACCAUAUGAGAAUGGUGAUGAAAGAGGAUUAAGAUUGGUUAAGGCUAUCUUGAGGCCAUUGAUGCUACGAAGAACAAAGGAGACAAAAGACAAGGAAGGAAAGCCUAUUCUGGUGCUUCCACCAGCGCAGGUUCAAGUUGUAGAAUGCGAGCAAUCUAAAGAAGAGCGUGAUUUCUAUGAAGCUCUCUUCUGGAAAUCAAAGAUCAAGUUUGAUCAGUUUGUCGCUGAAGGUAGAGUUCUUCACAACUAUGCAUCCAUCUUAGAGCUACUACUCAGAUUAAGACAGUGCUGCAACCACCCUUACCUUGUCAUGAGUCGUGGAAACAAUCAACAGAACGCUGACCUCAACAGUCUAGCGCAGCGCUUCCUUGAAGUCUCCCAUUAUAACCCAGGAGGAUCAACGCAGUGUCCAGUUCCAGCCCCAAGCUAUGUAGAAGAAGUGGUAGAAGGAAUCAAACGGGGUGAAGUCAGUGAAUGCCCAAUCUGCCUUGAAUCAGCGUCGGAUGAUCCAGUGUUCACGCCAUGUGCUCAUCGGAUGUGCCGUGAAUGUCUCCUGAGAAGCUGGAAAACUCCCACCGCCGGGCCAUGCCCGAUCUGCCGAAGGGUCCUCACAAAGGCUGAGCUCAUAAUGUGCCCAACUGAGAGCCCCUUUGAGGUUGAUAUAAACAAGAAUUGGAAGGAGUCGUCGAAGGUGAAAGAGCUGAUGAAUUGCCUUGUGAAGAUAAGGUGUUCAGGCAUGGGGGAGAAGAGCAUUGUUUUCAGUCAGUGGACUUCAUUCCUUGAUCUCCUGGAGAUCUGCUUCAACAGGGAAGGAAUUCAGUUCUUGAGGUUUGAUGGACAGUUGUCACAGAAGAACAGGGAGAGGGUAUUGAAGGAGUUUGCCCAGAGCAAUGAUAAGAAGGUUUUGUUGAUGUCUCUUAAAGCAGGAGGCGUGGGACUAAACUUGACUGCAGCUUCUAAUGUCUUUCUCAUGGAUCCUUGGUGGAAUCCAGCAGUGGAAGAACAAGCCAUUAUGAGGAUCCAUCGCAUCGGACAGAAGAGGCAGGUGAAAGUGAGGAGAUUUAUCGUCAAGGAUACUGUGGAGGAUAGAAUGCAGCAAGUUCAAGCUAGGAAGCAAAGGAUGAUUGCUGGAGCUCUUACUGAUGAGGAAGUGAGGAGUGCUCGGAUUGAAGAGCUGAAGAUGCUCUUCAGAUGAGAAGUUUCUUUGAUCACUGAUGACCAAGCUUUUGAGUUCAACGGUAUAAAUAGCUGUUGAAAUUUUUGUUUGAA